GUCUCCUCCCUCAUGUCUUCUUGAAGUGUGAAAUGACUGUUUAAACAGGAAGUGUCUGUUUUAGAUGACACCGGACAGCAGUUAUUUUUAUUAAUGUGUCAGUAUGGGCUCCGGUGCACUGGCUCUCAUUCUCUUGCUGAUGUCCUUCAUCCACGCUGGACUCACUCAAGCGAGACCAAAAGCUGUAGUGAAGGUGACUCCAGAUGAGCGUGUGUUCAGAGGAGAGACAGUCAAUCUCACAUGUGACAUACAGGGAGCAGGACACACUCAGUGGAGUUACAGCUGGUUUAAAGAUGGAUACACAUUCUAUCCAUUAACAACAACAGCAGAGAUCAGUUUCACAGCUGAGGUGUAUCACAGAGGUGAAUACAGCUGUAGAGGAGAGAGAUCAGACUCACAGAGAUCAUCAGACAUCAGUGCUGCUGUUACACUGACUGUAUCAGAUUUAUCCAGAUCUUCACUGACUGUGACUCCAGACAGUCCUGUAUUCACUGGAGAGACAGUCAAUCUGAAGUGUGUGACUGAGACGUACACUUACAGAUACGGUAGCUGGGGAUGGAGAUGGACACUUGACCAAACACAUAAACUGAAAUAUGAGUGGUAUAAAGACGGUGUAAUGUUACAGACGUCUGAUCGUUACACUGUAAACAGAGACACUCUCACUAUCAGAGGAGUAAUUACAUCUGAUCAGGGUCAGUACUGGUGUAGAGGACGGAUAAGAUCAGUCUCAUCUCAAUCAAACUCUGUUUAUCUCUCAGUGAAAGAUUCCCCCAGAUCUUCACUGACUGUGACUCCAGACAGUCCUGUAUUCACUGGAGAGACAGUCAAUCUGAAGUGUGUGAUUGAGUCUCACAGUAACUGGAGAUAUGAGUGGUAUAAAGACACAGACAGUGUAAUGUUACAGACGUCUGAUCGUCACACUGUAAACAGAGACACUCUCACUAUCAGAGGAGUAAUUACAUCUGAUCAGGGUCAGUACUGGUGUAGAGGACAGAGAGAUCAGAGACCAAACUCAUCAAGAUCUGCUGUUAAUCUCACUGUGACAGGUUUCCCCAGAUCUUCACUGACUGUGACUCCAGACAGUCCUGUAUUCACUGGAGAGACAGUCAAUCUGAAGUGUGUGAUUGAGUCUAAUCACAGUAACUGGAGAUAUGAGUGGUAUAAAGACACAGACAGUGUAAUGUUACAGACGUCUGAUCGUUACACUGUAAACAGAGACACUCUCACUAUCAGAGGAGUAAUUACAUCUGAUCAGGGUCAGUACUGGUGUAGAGGACAGAGAGAUCAGAGACCAAACUCAUCACAGGACAGUAACCGAAUACAUCUGUCUCUUAAUGGUGAGGAAAUAAUGUGAUAAAUACUUAUAAGCACUGAUUAACUAUUUAUAGUUUUUUUGGCUGUAAAAUGCCUCCUUUUAAGGCAAAUAAGGUUUAUAAUAGAAUGUUCUAGAUCAACAAUGACAUCUCUGUUCAAAUUAAUGUUAUAACCAGAAGGAGCAAAGUGUGUGAAGUCAGAAGCCUUGAAAUAUUAGGUUUAAUGAAAUAGUAUCAUAUGUGACUUACGAUCAGAUCUGAAUGUGUUUGUUCUCCAGUCUCAGACUCUUCAUCUUCUCUUCUGGUCACUGCUGUGGUUGUGGGAUCCAGUGUUUUCUUGUUGAUCUUCAUCUCUCUGCUGCUGCUGUGGAGAUACAAGAAGAACAAAGAUCAGCAGCGUAACAUUAACCAGACAUCAGUCCCAAAUCAAUCUGCAGAACCUCAACCAGAAAACUUUCCUCUACAGUCUGCAGAUCCUGAUCAUGUUUAUGACGACGUGACUGAAGUGAAGAAGAGACACAAAGAUGAUCCAGAAACCACAGAGGUCACAUAUUCAGAGAUUUUAUGGUCAUAUGUGGAUAAAGAUGUUUCCAUGGCAGAGUCAAAUGAUGUGACAUACUCAGAAGUAAAAAAAAAAGUAAAGAAAUGCAAAGAUGCUGAUGCUGGAGUUGGUGAUGCAACUUAUGCUUCUGUUAGGAAGAAGGGU
Messenger RNA from Carassius carassius (crucian carp), 2019 nucleotides. RefSeq names its product leucine-rich repeats and immunoglobulin-like domains protein 1. The coding region runs from base 104 to 1354 and encodes 416 amino acids. The record is from RefSeq and is a predicted model, not a curated record. Gene Ontology annotation, molecular function: transmembrane signaling receptor activity. Gene Ontology annotation, biological process: cell surface receptor signaling pathway. NCBI's taxonomy places the organism in Eukaryota, Metazoa, Chordata, Actinopteri, Cypriniformes, Cyprinidae. The transcript has 11 exons.